AUGCCUCGCGCUCUUCAGCGCCAGUCUGCUUUCCCGCCUCCGCCACUCCGCCUUGCCGCUUCCCCGCCUCUGCACUCCUCCGCCACUCCGCCUUGCUCCCUCUCCGCCCUCCGCCCGCGCGCCAUGUCGUUCCCGGAGCUGCUGGCGCGGCAGGCGUCUAUCUGUAUGGGCGCAGGUAUGGGCGCAGGUGUGGGCACAGGUGUGGACGCAGGUGUGGGCGCAGGGGGGCUGGGGGAGGUCUGCUGGGGCGGGCAUGGUGGCGGCGGAUGGGGUGGGGGGGAGAGGUGGGGGGGCAGUGACAACGGAGGGGAAGGGGGCAGUCGGAUACAGGCGGGAGGAGUGGGGAUGUGGACACACUCUGAGCGGGGGCGUGGGGGGGAGUGCAGGGCGGAGGGGGAGGAAGCUGGGUGGGGAGGGGGUAGGGGCGCCUGUGGAGAGGAGGCAGAAGAGGAUGAUCAAGAACAGAAAAGAGAGUCUGCUGCUCGGUCCUGGGCGAGGAAGCAGACUCACAUCUGCAUACACCCCUCCCCUCCCUCCCUCAUUCUCUCCUCUCCGUCUUCCUCCUGCACCCCCUCCCUUCCUCUCCCCCCUCCUUGUUUUUCCGCUCCUCCCUCGCCCCCUCCAUUCCCCCCUCUGCUCGCCACCUCCCCCCAUCCCCUUGCGCUCAUCCUCCUUCCCCCCUCCCAGGUGUUUCACGACACGCCGGGGCUGACAGUGUUUCACGACACGCCGGGGCUAACAGUGGCGCUGCCAUCACAGCCAUUGUCAGCAUCGCAGCACCAAGGGUCCCUCCUCGCGUCGUCCGCUGCCCUGCACUGCAGUGUGGUGGCCCUGGUCAUUGACCCUGACCGGCAGAUCAGAAGGUGCGUGCAAGGAGGAGGGGAGGAAGACAUGGGGAGAAAAGGGCAAGACGGCAGGGGAGAGGGGAGUAUGGAAGUGGUUGAUGUGGUGGCACUGGUGAAUGAUGCCCACCGGCAGACUAGGAGGCCGGACCCGCGGGUGCGGCGGAUGGUGGGAGUGGUAGGGGCGGAGCGGAGGGAGGGGCAGCAGCGCAUAGCGGUGGUGAGCAAGGUGGACCUGGUGAAGGUGGACCUGGUGAAGGACAAGCGCCUGCUGCUGCCCCUCGCACAGGAGCUCACCACGUUCCACUCCAUCGAAAGAAGUGACACCACGAUACGUUACGCCUGCGUCCCUCCUGCAUCCGCCAUGUUGUUCCAAUAUGAGCCAUCUCUCGCUCUCUCACUCCCUCCCACACAUGCCUGGUCCAUACCCAUCCUCUUGCCGCACACACACCAGGCGGUGCAGGCGCCUUGGGAGGAGGACCCUCGUCUGUGCACAGACCAGUCCCCUGAGCAGCGGGCCAUGCAGAUCGUGAGGGAGCUGCUGCUGCACCACGUGCACCAGGUGCGUUGA
Closterium sp. Naga37s-1 is the source of this 1413-nucleotide messenger RNA. The record is from the annotation of a GenBank genome assembly. NCBI's taxonomy places the organism in Eukaryota, Viridiplantae, Streptophyta, Zygnematophyceae, Desmidiales, Closteriaceae.